UUAGUCGACUCUAACAUAAAUCGACCAAUGUCAAAUCCUUCCCGGUUUAAUUUGCAGUGACUUGUUUGUCUAAACUUGGUAGAAAAUAGGAAUUGGAAUUGUAUUUUCCAGACACAGUGAAAGAAACGUUAUGUAAUGGCUUCUCCAUUGUUCACCCUCAAUCUCAAUCACAAGAUUUUGCCUGGUCGGGUAACAAUUGGAAAAUACGAUGGAUCUCAUGCAUGUCUUACAGUAGCUACAACUGCUGAUAAGGUAUUGGUCCAUUGUCCUCAUCGAAGUGCUGCAGUGGGUCCUUCUGUAUCAGAUGAUGAAAACAAAGAAUUAAUGUUAUUGAAUAUAAAUCAAACAAUUACAUCUUUGUGUGCUGGAAGGUUAAAUCUUGCAGAUGAAAAAGAUUGUUUAGUGGUUGGAACCCCUGCAAAUGUUUUGGCUUAUGAUGCUGAAAACAACAGAGAUAUAUUUUACAAAGAGAUACCUGAUGGUGCCAAUGUAAUUGUUAUUGGAAGGCUUGGGUCAUUUAAAACACCACUGGCAAUUGUUGGAGGCAAUUGCUCGAUUCAGGGAUUUGAUUUCGAGGGCAAUGAUCCAUUCUGGACUGUCACGGGUGAUAAUGUGUGCUCUCUCGCAUUAUUGGAUUACGAUCAGGAUGGUGACAAUGAGUUAAUAGUUGGCUCAGAAGAUUUUGAAGUGCGAGUUUUUAAAGAAGACUGUAUAAUAAGUGAACAAACAGAAACUGAAGCUGUUACUUCUUUGGUUGCUUUUCGUGGAAGUAAGUUUGGAUAUGGUUUGGCUAAUGGAACUGUUGGUGUUUAUGAGAAAUUUCAGAGAUUGUGGCGAGUAAAGUCAAAGAAUCGUGCAGUAGCUAUACACAGUUAUGACCUUGAUGGAGAUGGAGUUGAAGAGCUCAUUACUGGCUGGUCUAAUGGUAAAAUUGAUGCAAGAAAUAGCCGGACUGGGGAAGUUAUUUUUAAAGACAAUUUAAAUCAUGCUGUGGCAGGAAUUGUAGAAGGAGAUUACAGGUUUACUGGAAAAACAGACCUGUUAUGCAGUUCUGUGGAAGGAGAAGUGCGAGGUUACAAUUUAACAAGGCAAACCGGAGUACGAAGUGCAGCAUCUGGUCUUAUUGAUGUAAAUGUGGAGCAAGAUACAAUUCGUGAACUGUUCUCCAAGAAACAAGCAUUAUUACUGGAAUUGAGAAACUAUGAAGCCAAUUCUCAGUUCUCUGGUGCUGGAAGUGAAGAGGUAGCUGAGCAGUUGGCACAAAUGAAUGUGCAAGUGGGGUCAAAAACUCAUCUUCAGACAGGUAUUUCAGUGAAUAUGGGAGAUGAAAAGAAAUUGCCACAUGUUGAAAUUGCCUUGUCAACAAACAAUGAUACCAUAAUUCGAGCUGUCAUGGUAUUUGCUGAAGGAAUCUUUGAUGGAGAAACACAUAUAAUACAUCCUAAGGAUGGAGAUAUUUCAUCAAAAUUGAAUGUUGCUUUAUAUCCUCCAAAGGAUGUCCCUGUUGACAUUCAUAUAAAGGCUCUUGUAGGUUAUGAAGGGAGUCAGCAUUUUCAUGUAUUUGAAUUGACCCGCCAGUUACCUCGAUUUUCAAUGUUUGCACAUUGUUCUGCCCCAUCUAACAAACCAUCAAAUUAUGUUGCUUUUACAUUGAAUGAACGAGUUCAAAGGAUUGCUAUGUGGAUUAACCAGAAUUUCUUAUUGUUAUCAGAUCUGGAAGUGAGUUCAGAUCUUAAUGUUGCUUUCAUUUCUUUACGUGAUAACUCUGAAUUGAACAUUUCCAUGGAGGCUAGUGGACAUGUUAUUGUUUCAACACAUGACAUGGGAUUGGCUGGAGAAAUAGUUCAGUCUUUGGCUACGUUUUUGAAUUUAGAAGAAUUACAGGUCACUGCAGAUUUUCCUGCCGAUCAGCAAGAAUUGGCAGCACUAUUGCAACAAAUUACAGCAUUACAGGAAGUACGCCAACGAUUGGGUGCAGAAAUUGCUGAUCAUUCUGGCCUGAUUCGAAACUUGGUCAUGCGUGCUGAAGAUGCAAGACACCUGGGAGAUAUGAAACUGAUGAACAGACUUUAUGAGGAGCUGAAUGAAAUAAAUGCUGAUCUAAUUCGUGGCUACACAAUUCGUUGCACUAAUCAUCAAGAAUUACUUACCUCAUUGAAGAAAGUGAAUACAAUUAUACAAAAAGCAGCAAAUCUGAGAGUUAAGUUGAAUGUUAUUUUAAUAAUUCAGAAAGAGAAAAUUUAA
Molecule: messenger RNA, 2244 nt
Organism: Gryllus bimaculatus (two-spotted cricket)
Lineage: Eukaryota; Metazoa; Arthropoda; Insecta; Orthoptera; Gryllidae
Source: the annotation of a GenBank genome assembly